AAUGGUUAAGACUUUGAGCCCCAAACGCUGUGGGGGGGGGGUGGUGGUGAGCUAAAAGGAUGAUGAAUUCACCAAUCCGAAGGAAUAGUGUUGAGCCAAUCGGAAAGCAGCGCGGGAAAUUUUGAAUACCCUCAGGUCCAAUCACUGCCCGACUGCCUGUAUAAAAGACGGUAGGUUUGCAUCUUACCACAGGAGUUUGUGAGCUACUCUGCCUCCGUUACUAUGGCUCGUACUAAGCAAACGGCGCGCAAGUCCACGGGCGGCAAGGCCCCGCGCAAGCAGCUGGCCACCAAGGCGGCCCGCAAGAGCGCGCCGGCCACGGGCGGCGUGAAGAAGCCGCACCGCUACCGGCCCGGCACCGUGGCGCUGCGCGAGAUCCGCCGCUACCAGAAGUCCACCGAGCUGCUGAUCCGCAAGCUGCCGUUCCAGCGGCUGGUGCGCGAGAUCGCGCAGGACUUCAAGACGGACCUGCGCUUCCAGAGCUCGGCCGUGAUGGCGCUGCAGGAGGCGAGCGAGGCCUACCUGGUGGGGCUGUUCGAGGACACCAACCUGUGCGCCAUCCACGCCAAGAGGGUCACCAUCAUGCCCAAGGACAUCCAGCUGGCGCGCCGCAUCCGCGGCGAGAGGGCCUGAGUGCUCAUGGGGAUGCUCAGAUAAACCAAAGGCUCUUUUCAGAGCCAC
This is a messenger RNA of Jaculus jaculus (lesser Egyptian jerboa), 681 nucleotides long. Its product is annotated as histone H3. Lineage: Eukaryota; Metazoa; Chordata; Mammalia; Rodentia; Dipodidae. The transcript has a single exon. The coding region runs from base 223 to 633 and encodes 136 amino acids. The record is from RefSeq and is a predicted model, not a curated record. Gene Ontology annotation, molecular function: protein heterodimerization activity; DNA binding; structural constituent of chromatin. Gene Ontology annotation, cellular component: nucleosome.